Protopterus annectens (West African lungfish) is the source of this 3843-nucleotide messenger RNA. Its product is annotated as protein Wnt-7a-like. Bases 1650 to 2702 code for a protein of 350 amino acids. Gene Ontology annotation, cellular component: extracellular region. Gene Ontology annotation, molecular function: cytokine activity; frizzled binding. Gene Ontology annotation, biological process: neuron differentiation; cell fate commitment; multicellular organism development. The transcript is spliced from 4 exons. The record is from RefSeq and is a predicted model, not a curated record. Lineage: Eukaryota; Metazoa; Chordata; Ceratodontiformes; Protopteridae.
AGAUGGCAAACAACGUAUCUAUUUAGAUGCACUCUACAAGCAAGGAAGAUGAAGGAUGUGGUAUUAAAACAUUGCUUUCCUACAUCCAGCUGGCUUGUUGUGUUCCCUUCAUUUCCAGAAUCCUUCUCACAGCAGCACGACUCCUGCAGUGGCUUUCUAUACAGAAGGGGGCUUGUGCACUCAAAUUCCUUGCCAUAAGAUAUAGCAAAGGCAUCCGUGUCUGAACGUGUGACAGCCUGAGUCCUUAGGAGAUCCAAACUAGCUGUAGUGUAUUUCUCUGACUUUGGGAAAUAUUGCUUGUCAAAUCUCCUGUAUUUAUUUAUUGCUAGUUCUGAACAGGCAUGUCUCCUUGAAGCACCAGUAACUGAUCAACCUUCAUUUAUCUUUUGUUGUCUAGCAGAAGGAAAGUAACUGAUUUGGAAAACUGGAAACAGACAAACUGGCUCUUUUCUCUAUAGAUGAUGGACAAUCAAGUGCCCAGCAGCUGCACUGUUUGCAUUGGCAAAAGGCAUGGACACCAACCCCUUCGGACCUUGUGAAAGGUGAAGCAGGUGAAUAGUUUAGGUGACACAGUGAAUAAAGAGAUACUGUGGCCCCUUUACCUGUCACUUCCUACUCCAACUUUGAAGAUCAGGGCUGUUGAAGAAGAACUGGUAAAUAUACACCUGAAUAAGUUUCAUUCUGCUCACCAUUUCUGAUAGCCUUCUCAGGACAAAAUCUCUUACUAGAGUGUUAGAACUGGCAUCCCAGAGUCAGUCACUUCUGAGUGUCUUUACAGUGGGCCAGAGGGGUAAAUUAAUUUUCAAAAUACAGCAAGCUUCAACAUAAAAGUGCCCUAGUUACUAGUUAAGAGUACUGCGAUAACUAAGUUUUAAAAGGAACAGCACCAUUAUUGGUCAUGCACAUGCUUGUUCAGUACUUUUUUAAUAUAAUUUUAACACAUACAGUGUGUUAUUCUUGUACAUAUUGACAAGAGUCAUAUAUAUUGUAUUUUGUAAGACUCUUAACAACAGGAGUUACUGCAAGAGCAUUUCAUACCCUGCUACUCCUAAGAAGUAAAAAGCAAAAACUCAGUCUGGACCUAAGGAAGAUCUAGGAAUGAUUCAGGAAAUGGGAAAAUCAUCCUCAGGGAAAGCAACUUGUCCUCUUGUACUGUGGAGAUUGGCAGAACUGGAACAAGUGAAUGGACUUUGCCUGCAUGGCAAAGAUAUACUACGGUUACCUUACUUUAUCAUCACGAUGUCACAAAUUAAAGCUGCUUUAGGGUCCUUUGUGGGGUGAGAAUUUCAUGGAGACUAUAGACUGGGGUUUGUUAAAAGACUAAGGAGAACUAAAACACAAAGCACUUGAUGUCAAGAAAUCCGACUAAAAUUUGAAACCUUUGUCUGAUGAACUUGUGAAAGUAGUUAUUUUUCUAACAUUCUGGUAUGAUCUGCAUGCCCGUUUGGUGAAGCACCACUGGAAUUACAAGCACUUUGUGAUAUCUGAGUUGCUACGAGCUGCAUACCAUACAUAUAAGGAAUCAUUUUAUUGCUGGCACUUGUCUAUGACUUUGCCCUGUGUGGAGCACCUUUUUCUUUGCCCUUACUCCAUGCAAUGCUGGUAAUUGAUGUACAGCUGUGCUUUGGAGGUGUACUACUGGCAGCAGUAUGAGGCUUGUUCUCAGCCCCCUGGACCUGUGCCAUGCCUUUCUCUGCAUUGGGCUUAUGCUGUUUGGGGAUGGUGGUGUAUCUUCAGUGCUGGCAUUGGGCGCUAGCAUUAUCUGCAGCAAGAUGCCAGGCCUGGCUCCACGUCAGCGAGCUUUUUGUCAGAAUCGUCCAGAUGUCAUGGUUGCAGUUGGUGCAGGGACCCGAAUAGGACUUGAGGAAUGCCAGUACCAAUUUCGUUACCACCGGUGGAACUGCUCCUCUUUGAGCGACCGGACAAUUUUUGGACAGGAACUAAAAGUAGGUAGCAAAGAAAUGGCCUUCACUUAUGCUCUUUUAUCUGCUGGGAUUGCAUAUGCCAUUACCAAUGCCUGUGGUCAAGGCAACCUUUCAGACUGUGGAUGUGACAAAGAAAAACAGGGGUUCUAUGACAAAGAUAAUGGUUGGAGGUGGGGAGGCUGUUCAGCUGAUGUCCGACAUGGAAUCAUGUUUUCCCGGGACUUUGUGAAUGCCAGGGAGGUGAAACGCAGUGCUCGGACCCUUAUGAACCUGCAUAACAAUGAGGUGGGCAGAAAGACCUUGGAGAAAAGUAUGAAGCUGGAAUGCAAGUGCCAUGGAGUGUCUGGAUCCUGCACCAUGAAGACCUGUUGGAUGACACUGCCAAACUUCCGUGAGAUUGGUUUUACCCUGAAGGAGAAAUACAAGAAGGCUGUUAUGGUGGAGCCAUAUCGUGCCCGGCGUCAGCGUCAGCCAGCCUUCUUAAUAGUCAAAGGGCCACACAGUUACCAAAAACCAACAGAAACAGACCUGGUUUACACUGACUAUUCACCUAGUUUUUGUGAGGAGGAUUUGGUGACAGGCAGCUUGGGGACAAAAGGACGAAUGUGUAAUAGGACUUCAACUCUUGAGGAUGGCUGUGCACUGCUCUGUUGUGACAGAGGUUAUAACACAUUUCGCUACACGAGGACAUGGCAGUGCAACUGCAAGUUUCACUGGUGCUGCCAUGUGACAUGCAAUACAUGCAGUGAAAGGACAGAUGCCUAUGUAUGUAACUGAGAAGAACAGAGAGUGCUUAAGCAGGAACACCUUAUUUCUUAAACAUGGUAAGAUGGUGGAUAGCAUUUGCAAGAGCAGCACUGCCACAGCACCAUGAAAGUGGUCAGAAUGACUGUACUGCUUUUAAGUCAGACUCUAGUAUUUUUUAACUUUCCAGAGUCUAAUAUGAUUCUAUUAAUUAUAAAGAUAAGCUCAGAUGUAAUCACUGGAAAAAAACACUUGCAUUGCUCAGAUGCACAAAAGCUGUUUAGCAGCAGAUAUCCUAUGUAAAACCGCACUGGAGAUGUUCCUAAUGGAGACUUCUGGCAAGGAUAAGUGAACAUUAGCAUUGAUCCAUGUUCUAAUAGCUGGCAUAAAGUUAUUUGGCACAAGGCUAUCAUGCUACUAUGACCUAGUACUGAAUCAGAUUGUUCCACAGUGAAAAAGCAGUAUGGGGGUGUUACAGAUAAACAUCUGAAUGGGACCUCUCAGUGUGGAGGUGUUACAGAUAAACAUCUGAAUCGAACCUGUCAGGGAAUAGGUGGUCUCCAUGGCCUCUCAGCACCACUUUUGUUUGCAAUCAAAUGCACUCUAAGAUUGUUUUCUUCCUCUGAUAUCUCAGCAGGUACAGAGCCAGUGAUGUGUUAACAUGUGCCAUCUACUUAAUAAACAUCAUAGUGGUGGGAGAAUGCCCCUACAAACUUCAAUUCAUAUGCUUUACAGGAUGCUUGUAUGUUGUUAACAUCUGUAUGAACAAUAUACCACCAAACGUAAUGAGAGUGUUUUAGGGUAAGAGAAGGUUUCAUGAUUCCAAGACUAUUAAAGGGUGGGACGAAGAAGAAUAAAACUCCAUUCAUCGUCCAAGUCUGCACUUAGUAUACAACAUCUCAACUUGCUGUUUGGUCAAACAGGUUGUGCUGUGCACUUCUGAGCUAAGGAGAACUCACAGGAUUAGCAGCUUAGCUGCAUGGGAAGUAUGCUGAUAUGAUCCCCUCCUUAUACUUUAUAAUGUGGGCUAUUUCAUACACUACUUUGCUCAUGUAGUCAAAAUUAUGAACCAAGCAUCUGUCAAUUAUAAGAUCUACUUAUCUGAUUGGCAACUACCUUUGCAAUAAGACAGAUUUCCUACCACUGUGUUUGUUAUAUGCUCCAAUUAUGUGUC